Ambispora leptoticha is the source of this 579-nucleotide messenger RNA. The record is from the annotation of a GenBank genome assembly. Lineage: Eukaryota; Fungi; Glomeromycota; Glomeromycetes; Archaeosporales; Ambisporaceae.
AUGGUCGUAUUUAUAAACAAGUGCAUUAUCUGUUUUGAACCGACUCGCCGCUUUGAAAAGGUAUCCGAAGCUUGCGGCCACGAGUGUACAUGUCGUUUGUGCGUGCGUAAACAUAUCGAAGCUGAAUUAAACACUAAAACUGCGAUUAAUAUUCGGUGUCCUAAGCCUGGAUGUCGUGUUAAAUUGACAUAUCAUGAUAUUAAAAGGCUUGUUUCUAAGGAAACUUUCGAAAGAUAUGACAAUCUUCUACUUUGUCAUGCCAUCCGUAAAUUAAAGGAUUUUCGUUGGUGCAAAAAUCCAGAAUGUGGUUCAGGACAAGAGCAUACGACUGGCGAUGACGAGCCAAUUAUGACUUGCAUUGCUUGUCAUUCGAAAUCGUGCUUUACCCAUGACGUUCCAUGGCACAAAGAUCAUACUUGCGAUGAAUUCUCCGAAAAAAUUCAAACUGAAAAUGAAACCGCCAACCAAGCUUACCAUGAUAGUUGUUUGGCUGCGUAUGAUCGUAUUCUCCAGUUUGGCAAUCACCAUCACAAGUCAACGUGCCAAUACUAUUCGGCUUACGACGGCGAAGAUAUAUAA